Antechinus flavipes (yellow-footed antechinus) is the source of this 5366-nucleotide messenger RNA. RefSeq names its product WAS/WASL interacting protein family member 1 (gene WIPF1). Gene Ontology annotation, molecular function: actin binding. The transcript has 8 exons. Bases 617 to 2137 code for a protein of 506 amino acids. Lineage: Eukaryota; Metazoa; Chordata; Mammalia; Dasyuromorphia; Dasyuridae. The record is from RefSeq and is a predicted model, not a curated record.
ACCAAAAAACCAGUGUGAAUUUUAUUUCUUUUAAACUUGAUGCUUUUGGAAGCUGUUCUGACAGUAGUACUACGGGACUUUGUGCAACCACAUGGCUAAAUUUAGUAACAUUUUGGAACCUUCAGAGUGACUUGUUUGAAAAAGGGCUUGUUUCUCCUGCUGUUUACUUUAUAUGAAAUCUAUUUCAAAAAUAAUCUGGAAAGCUCACUAAAUAUAGUAGAUUAGAAGCAAUAUAGUUCCACAGAAGACAGAAGGGAGGAGAAAAGGGAACAAUCUUGCAAUUAAAUUCUUUGUUUUAAAUAGUUUAGAAGUAGAAAAGGAAAAAAAAAAAAGAUGGAAAGAUUGAGUAAUGUUUUCUGUGGAAGGAAUCAGGCUGCAAACAUUUACUGUAUAAUUUGCUAAUAAUAAUAAUUGAAAUUUAAUAGAGUGUGUUAAGAUCUACAAAAUACUUUACAUUCAGGUAUUAUCCUGAUGAACCUCUGGACAACCCUGCAAGGUUGAUGCUAGACCUGUCCCCCUUUUACAGAUAAGAAAGCUGAAGUUCCCAGAGAUUAAAUGACGUGCUCAGCAUCACAUAGCUGGUUUGAGUGAUAAUAUUGAAGCUUAAUUGUCCAAGAUGCCUGUUCCUCCUCCUCCAGCACCUCCACCUCCACCAACAUUUGCUCUGGCAAACACAGAAAAGCCUUCCUUGAACAAAUCAGAACAGGCUGGAAGAAAUGCUCUCCUUUCUGACAUUAGCAAAGGGAAAAAACUCAAGAAAACAGUUACCAAUGACCGAAGUGCACCGAUAUUGGACAAACCUAAAGGAUCUGGUGGUGGAGGCAGCAGCUUUGGAGGAGGUAGCGGUGGUGGCGGAUUUAGUGGAUCUAGUAGUGGUGCCACUGGAGGUGGUUUUGGAGGGAGUGGUCCACCUGGGUUAGGUGGAUUAUUCCAGGCAGGAAUGCCAAAACUGAGAUCCACGGCCAACAGAGAUAAUGUUUCAGAGUCGGGAGGAACGCGCCCCCCUAUUUUGCCCCCGGGAGGAAGAGCUACGUCCGCAAAGCCAUUUUCUCCCCCUGGAGGUGUAGGGCGGUUUCCUACACCUUCUCCGGGCCACAGAACUGGUCCUCCCGAGCCCCAGAGGAAUCGAAUGCCUCCUCCUCCCAGGCCUGACCUGAGCGCAAAGCCUGACAGCGGUCCGCCUCCCGUGCCUAGCACGCCAAGGCCAACACAAUCAAGUCUCCACAACCGAGGCUCUCCCCCAGUGCCCGGAGUACACCGGCAGCCCAGCCUGGGGCCAACGCCUCCUCCAUUCCCUGGGAACCGAAGUGCAGGAUUUGGUGGGAUUCGACAGUCAUCUCCAGGCACCUCAUCUCCCUUCUCCAACAGACCUCCCCUUCCUCCUGCCCCAAGCAGGGCUAUGGAUGACAAGCCACCGCCGCCACCGCCUCCAAUGGGCAACAGGCCUUUGGUCAAUAGAGAAGGGGCUCCCCCACCUCCUCCUCCUCAAAACAAUAAGCCUCCCGUGCCUUCCACGCCCAGGCCAUCCUCCUCUUCACAGGCCCCACCUCCACCUCCCCCUCCCAGCAGGCCUGGUCCUCCUCCUGUGCCUCCGGUGUCCGGUGGGAAUGAUGAAAUCCCCAGGCUUCCCCAACGGAAUCUAUCCCUUACUUCUUCUGCGCCUCACUUACCUUCACCAGGGCGUUCAGGUCCACUUCCUCCCCUACCCAAUGAGAGACCGCCUCCUCCAGUGAGAGAUCCACCAAGCAGAUCAGGACCUCUUCCACCUCCUCCACCUAUAAACAGAAAUGGCAGUGCUUCCCGAGCACUGCCUUCUACACCUCAAUUGCCUUCCAGAGGUGGAUUAGAAAACCAGAGAAGUAGCCCAAGACCUCCUCUUCCACCAGACAGACCUGGCUCUGGAGCUCCACCUCCCCCACCACCUUCAUCUUCAAUGAGAAAUGGCUUUCAAGACGUAUCAUGUGAAGAUGAGUGGGAAAGCAGAUUUUACUUCCAUCCACUAUCUGAUUUGCCGCCUCCAGAGCCAUAUGUACCGAUGACCAAGAGUUACCCCAGCAAAGUGGCAAGAAAUGAAAGCCGAAGUGGCUCCAACAGGAGAGAAAGAGGAGCUCCCCCACUUCCCCCAAUCCCCAGGUGAAUGGGAUGGCCAACCUCCCCCAGCCCAGUUGCUGUAUUUACCUGAACUGAAGAGCUGCUUCUCUUGUCACCGUUGGAAAAUCAGCCCCCUCACCCUACCCACGUUCUUGCCUCUUUUUUGUGUCCUCCUUCGAGUGGCUAAAGGGUAAAAGGUGGGGCUAUUAGGAUGCAUGUGGAUUUUGUGGAUUUACCACAAAUCAAGGAAUAAAAUACACCUAGAGUUUAUGACCAGUACAUACAUAUAUAUUGUGUGUGUAUGUAUGUAUACAUGUAUAAGUAUAUAUAUGUAUACAAACAUACAUGUAUUACCUUUAAAACUAUUGCUUGCUUCAGGUGUUACCUUCAGGUAAAGCCUCACAUGACAAAUUGGCAAGUGAUGAGAGUUUUGAAAUUCAUGUUAGCCGCUUCUAAAAGAAAUCUGAGCAUUUACUGCCUAUUUGCCUUAAACCUGUACUUCUUAAAGUAUAUUCACUCACCUCAGAAUGUCUCUUUCAAAAAGAUACUUGCUUAUUUAAUUUUUCUCCCCAUCCUUGCAUGCUUGGCUUACUUCCUACUUUUAUGAACCACAGACCACUUAGGGAGUUUACUGAGUUCCUGCUCAAAUACUGCUUUCAUCUCAGCAUAUUCAGCCCUUGGCAAUCUAAGGCAGGGUGUGCGAGAUAGAGGAUUAUGCUCUUAAAGACAUCUCUCUCUCUCUCUCUUUUUUUUUUUUUUUUUUUUUUUUUUUUACAACAGUGUACCACAAUCCCACUUAAAAAAAAAAAAAAAAAAAGACAGCCAAUAAAUGCUUUAAUAAUUAAAAAUUAAAUAAAAAAGAAGUUAGUAUCCCAUAUUCCUUGUUAGAGAAUUGACAGCUAAAUAUUGUUUUCCCCUCUUCUCCCCAAACACACACAUCAUUGGCCAAACUUUAAAUUCAUAAACUUGGUAUUUCAACAUAGAAUUUAGUCUGGUAUAGUUUAUGUUCAUAUGGAAAGUAGCAAUUGAAGAGAAACUGGAGGUUUAUGAGACUCUCUAGCUCAGAGCUAGCUGGUUAUUCCAUAUGUAUGUCUGCUAGAUUCCUUCCAUACCAGUCUGAAGCAACUUUUGUCUUUCUUUUUUUUUUUUUUUUUUUUUGAGGCAGUUUUCAUGAAAUUUGCCUCGUAUAAAUCCAAAUGAUGACCCAGAGUGAAAGGGAGAAAAAGUUAGGAAAAUGUUGCAUCAAAUGCUAUUCUCUAAAAAUGUGUAAAAAGAGAAACAGAUUUGAAAGUAAGCAUAAGAGCCUUGAAAAUCCAAGGCUGAGGCUUAUUGAAAAAAGAGCAUUUUGAAGGAAUAGAGCACUGGAAAAUGAAAAAUAUUUGUUAAAAAAAAUUUAUAAGAAGGAACCCAUUAUCUGAGAGCUCUGUGGAUGAGGCUUAGAUAAGAACUAUAGGAAAAGCCAGAUGUUCCUUUUUCAUACAAUUUUGUUUACAAAACCUUAAUAAAAAUUUUUAUCUUAAGAUAGAACAAAGGGGAGUGGAAGGGAAGGGAAAAAAAGUUUUCAUCUAAAUAUUUUAUAUACUUGGUUGUGUCUAAAAUUGUUUCAUAUAUUUGUUGUUUUUUAAAAGCACAUUAAUAAUAAGCAUAUAUAGAUCUGCCCAAAUUUUUAUUACAAUAUCAAUUUAUUAUUCACAAGUUACUGGCUAACUAAAAAAAAAUCCAAAGACAAAUUGAAAAGAUUUAUUCAUGUUUAUAGAAUAAAAUAUUCUCUCAUUUAUGUCUAUAUACCAGGGGUAUAUAAUGAAUUAUUAAGUUACCAUUUUGAAUUCAUUGUGUUUUUUAUGUGUCUCCUUGCCAAAGUCUUGGAUUUGACACAUGAUUGGUUGUUCUUCACUCUUCUGCCUCACACAUAUCUGCCAGGCAGUAAAUGCUGUUUGCCUGCCCUGAAAGAUUCAAGGACUGAAGAGUUAUUGCAAGGGCUGGGCCCAAUAUGUCCAAAAGUGUAUUUUUGUUAUGAUCUAUGAUGUUUGGGGAAUUCAUCUACUGAACUAAAUCAUCUUAUUUUGAAAAGCUCAGAAAAGAUGUACCUGGAAGAGUGGAAAGAGCAUUGUCUCUGAAAUCACAAGAGUGGGUUCAGACCCCUACUUUCAAUUUACUUCCCCAGGCUCUCAGAUUACUCAUCUAGAAAAUAAAGGGAUUAAAAUAGAUAGCUUCUGAGUUGCCUACAAAUUCUCCCUAUGUAUGGUCUUAUUCUUUGAGCUGAUUUUGACAAUAUAACAUCCCUAUGAUGAAGACUAAAAUCAAGCUUCUGAAAGUGUGGCCCUUGGUCUUCAUUGUAAAUAUAUAGAAGAGAAAAACUUGCAAGAAAGAAAAUGGUCCAGAUUUUGUGAAUGGAGCAAAUACUCAGUCCAUUGAAUUCUAUAUCCUAGAUGUAGCAUAAGUUUGAGCAUCUCAACUCAAAGUCGCCAAUCACUUGGAAUUAAUACAUUUAGAAUGUAUUUUUUAAACAAUUGAAUCUUCCAGUAUUCCAAGGAUCUCUUGCUUGCUUUCUUUAAAAAAAAAAAAAAAAAAAAAAAAAAGGAAAGAAAACAAAAUCCUUUUUCUAGCCAAAACUUCUCAUAGCAUCUCUAUGGUAAAACUACAAAAAGAAAAGAAAAAGAAAAUACUACUGCAAAAGAUGUAAAAAUCAGCAUUUUUUUCUUCCCCCAAAUCUGAGAUUACUAUGUCUGUUUUCAUUUUCUAUAAAGUUUUAGCUAUAUUCAAGAUGCAAUACAGUAUUUUAACAUUCAUUAUAUCAUUUUAUAUUAAAGUAUAUUUACAGUAUUAAGAUUCAGUAUUCAGUAUUUAUUUCACUAUGCAUUUUGUUUAGUAAAAAAAAGGUGAAGAAAAAAAAGUUUACUCCAUUGGUGCCUUACUUUGUGAUUUUAAUGAAAUCAACUUUUUUGUGUCUAUAGCAUAUUAGUAAAAAAAAAAAAAAGUUAGGCUUUGAUAUUUCAAACUUAAUACAAAGUAUGACAAUUUCUUUUGUUCUGUUAGUAGCACAAAUAAGGGUGCUUGAAAUGCCCAGUGAAAUUCACUUUUUCCUACUUUACAGUCAGGAACUGUGGAAGGGCAAAUGGUAAAUUGUUUUCAUAGCACUGCACUGUAAACAUGCACAUUUUGAUAUCUGUUUCUUGUUGAGUAGCUUAAAUGAUGGAGCCCAAUCUUUUUUUACAGUGAUCUACGCUUUUAAAAAUUAGCUAGGUAAUAAAUAAAAUCAGAAUGAUCAAACGUAA